UUGUACAUGUUUCACUAUACACAGGUUAGCUUAGUUAAAUCAUUUACAUAUGAUUUCGGCAACUUAUAUAAUUUAGUUUCUUAAUAAAGAAAAUUAAAUGAUUAUUCAGUUAGUACAAUGACUCAGAUGGUAGUUGAACUUCAACCAAAGUUACAAGAACAUAGGCACGCGUUGUCUGAUACCACAUGACACUUAUUUCAUUAUAGUAAACAUACACAAACCUCGAAUUAUCUUUCUUUCAGUUACCAGAACACCAAAACCUGACCUUACAUUCACAUAUCGGUAAGAAUAUGGGUCGCUUUCUUGGAUUGUACGUCACUACAUCAGCAAGGCUUCACGUGUAAAAAGAAAUACUAGUUGAACGUCACGACAUUGCGACUAUAUAAGGCCAGGCAAAGAUUCCCUUUCAGGCUGGCCCCAUUCUCAGCAAACCGUCGCAACUCUCCACUACAUAUCAUGCAGAUCUCCAUUGUCGUUUUGUGCCUGGCUUUCGCCGGUGCCAGUGCUCUCCAGGCUUGUACAUCAGCCACCGACUGUCGAUGUCCCCACUUCCCACCAGGCAUGCAUGCCAUCUGUAGCCAACAAGCAUGUCACUGUCAUACUGGCUCCACGUGUAAAACCGCCACCGACUGUACCACGUGCCACCAUGGCGCCACCGUCACGUGUGACGAGGAUGCUCCCGGAAGUGCCUUUUGUCACUGCAACGGUCACGAAGCUCCACCCCAAAUGCAAAAAUGCACGACAGCUGACACGUGUCACGACUGCCCAAACCCCUCUCUCAACAAGAUAUGUCACAAUGGUGAAUGUCAGUGCCAUUUCGAUAACGAAUGCGUUCAACAACUGCCAUUGUGACGGUCAUCAGGCUCCACC
Molecule: messenger RNA, 870 nt
Organism: Mizuhopecten yessoensis (Yesso scallop)
Lineage: Eukaryota; Metazoa; Mollusca; Bivalvia; Pectinida; Pectinidae
Exons: 2
Coding region: 457-852 (131 amino acids)
Source: RefSeq, a predicted model, not a curated record